Chionomys nivalis (European snow vole) is the source of this 1956-nucleotide messenger RNA. RefSeq names its product zinc finger protein 431-like. The transcript has 6 exons. Gene Ontology annotation, molecular function: RNA polymerase II cis-regulatory region sequence-specific DNA binding; DNA-binding transcription factor activity. Gene Ontology annotation, biological process: regulation of transcription by RNA polymerase II. NCBI's taxonomy places the organism in Eukaryota, Metazoa, Chordata, Mammalia, Rodentia, Cricetidae. The record is from RefSeq and is a predicted model, not a curated record. The coding region runs from base 1 to 1956 and encodes 651 amino acids.
AUGGUUUACUCAGUUACAAGUGGAUAUGAGCAGGAACUGUUUAAUGCAAAUGCUUCUGAAAAGUCGACUGAUGAUGUCACAUCAGAUACUGAUGAUGAGACUGCACCAGCCAAUCAGGCCCUCCAGGUGACCUGCCAGUCAGAAACAGUGCAGGGCUCUUCCGGGCACCACCUGCAGACUCGGCUUUGUGGAGGAGUUUGUGCCAGUUGUUUCCUGUGCUGUGGUGAAGUUGCUGCUGCAGGGAGAGGACAAUCUGAGAGCUUUGGCGAUCUGGGGAACCACAACAUGAAGGCAGUGACCUAUGAUGAUGUGCAUAUCAACUUCACUGAGGAAGAGUGGAAUUUGCUGGAUCCUUCCCAGAAGAAUCUCUACAAAGAUGUGAUGCUAGAGACCUACAGGAACCUUAUUACUAUAGGAUACAUUUGGGAGGAACAUAAUAGUAAAGAACAUUGUCAACGUUCUAGAAGACAUGAAAGGCAUCUUCAGAGGAAUAAAAAAACACAUGAUAGUAAGAAACCCUAUGAAUCUAAUCAGUGUCAUAAAGCCUUUGCUCAUCACAAUUCUCUUCAAAUGCACAAAAGGACACAUACUGAAGAGAAAUCUUGUGAAUGUAAUCAGUGUUGUAAAGCCUUUGCACAGCCCUGUAAUGUUCGAUUGCAUAAAAUAACACAUACUGGAGAAAAAGCCUAUGCAUGUAAUCAGUGUGGUAAAGACUUUGGAGGGCCCCAUACCCUUCAAUUGCAUAAAAGAACAAAUACUGGAGAGAAACCGUAUGAAUGGAAUCAGUGUGGUAAGGCCUUUGGAGGGCCCCAUAUCCUUCAAAUGCAUAAAAGAAAAAAUACUGGAGAGAAUUCCUAUGAAUGUAAUCACUGUGGUAAGGCCUUUGCUGAAAACAGUACUCUUCAAAAGCAUAAAAGAACACAUACUGGAGAGAAACCGUAUGCAUGUAGUCAGUGUGGUAAGGCCUUUGCUCACUACAGUGCUCUUCGAAUACAUGAAAGAAUACAUACUGGAGAGAAACUCCAUGCAUGUAGUCAGUGUGGUAAGGCCUUUGCUCAACACAGUUAUCUUCAAAAGCAUAAAAGAACACAUACUGGAGAGAAACCCUAUGAAUGUAAUCAGUGUGGUAAGGACUUUGCUCACUACAGUGCUCUUCAAAGGCAUAAAAGAUCACAUACUGGAGAAAAACCCUAUGAAUGUAAUCAGUGUGGUAAGGCCUUUGCUCACCACAGUGCUCUUCAAAGGCAUAAAAGAUCACAUACUGGAGAGAAUCCCUAUGCAUGUAGUCUGUGUGGUAAGGCCUUUGCUGAAAACAGUACCCUUCAAAAGCAUAAAAGAACACAUACUGGAGAGAAACCCUAUGCAUGUAGUCGGUGUGGUAAGGCCUUUGCUGAAAACAGUACUCUUCAAAAGCAUAAAAGGACACAUACUGGAGAGAAACCAUAUGAGUGUAAUCAGUGUGGUAAGUCCUUUGCAGAACACAGCAAUCUUAAAUUGCAUAAAAGAACACACACUGGAGAGAAACCCUAUGAAUGUAAUCUGUGUGGUAAGUCAUUUGCUCAACACAUUAAUCUUCAAAGCCAUAAAAGAUCCCAUACUGGAGAGAAACCUUAUGAAUGUCAUCAGUGUGGUAAGGCCUUUGCACAUCACAGCAAUUUUCAAACGCAUAAAAGAACACACACUGGAGAGAAACCCUAUGAAUGUAAUCAGUGUGGUAAGGCCUUUACACAUCAUAGUCAACUUCAAAAGCAUAAAAGGACACAUACUGGAGAGAAACCCUAUGAAUGUAAUCAGUGUGGUAAGGCCUUUGCACGUCACAGUCAUCUGCAAUUGCAUAAAAGAACACAUACUGGAGAGAAACCCUAUGAAUGUAAUCAGUGUGGUAAGGCCUUUGUUCAACACAGUGCUCUUCAAAGGCAUCAAAGAACACACACGGUUGUGAAACAGUAUGCAUGA